Molecule: messenger RNA, 1833 nt
Organism: Humulus lupulus (European hop)
Lineage: Eukaryota; Viridiplantae; Streptophyta; Magnoliopsida; Rosales; Cannabaceae
Exons: 7
Coding region: 1-1833 (610 amino acids)
Source: RefSeq, a predicted model, not a curated record
AUGGAAGUUGGGGAGUGUAUAAACAAGUUGGUAGAAACUUCCAAGUAUAGUAAUAUGAGUUUGAACGAUUCAAGGACUACCCUGUUUGGUCCAUAUUCAUUUAUCAAUAUUUCAUGUGGAAAAGAAGAAAUAGAUGAUGUUCAAUAUGGCUGGAAAAACAUGGUUGAGGUGAUUUUAGUGACGAGAAUUGUUCAGAAUCUGUACAAAGUAAUUGACAUUAAGGAGUUGCAAGGUGAAAAGAUCGAUAUAAUUGUGUUGUCUACUGUAAGAUCCAAUUCUGAUGGUACAAUUGGGUUGCUUUCCAAUCCUGAGAGAGUUAAUAGAGCAUUUACAAGUGCCAGAGACUGUCUAUGGAUUCUGGGAGAUGAAAGAACACUAUCUAGAGGUACAAAUUCUUUCUGGAAAUUGAUUAUUCGUGAUGCGAAAGGACGGAAGUGUUUCUUUAAUGUUGAGCAACACAAAGACCUCGGUAAAUUUGUGGGAGAAGUCAAGAAAGAGCUUGAUCAAUUGGAUGAAUUGCUCAAUCCUGACAGUAUACUUUUCAUGAAUGCCAAAUGGAAGGUCAGCUUUAGUGAUAAUUUUGUGAAAUCAUUUGAAAAAAUCAAGUCAUCUCAGAAGAAGAAUUUAGUGAUGAACAUGCUAUUGAGGCUAGCAAAUGGCUGGAGGCCUAAGAUGGGUGUUCUAAUUACUUGUGAUGAAUCAAAACAAACUCUGAAACAAUGCAAGGUUAAGGAUUUGCAUGUAAUUUGUUCAAUUGACAUAGAGAAGGAACAAUAUUGGUAUGUUCAAGUCUUGAAAGUCUGGGAUGUGCUGCCACCUGUAGAUGUUUCUAAACUGGUCAAGCUUCUUGAUACCGUGUUUCUGACAUACGUCGCUGAUGAUCUUAAUCGUUGUAAGACCAAAUGUGUUGAAGGGGAUUUGGAGGUUCCUAUGAGCUGGGAAACCUCCCAUGAUAAUGUUUAUUAUGAAAAACAUAACCACAUUGAAGAAGGGAUAAGAUUUACUACUGAACCUUUUGAUUAUAGUAUAAGAAACCUUGAGGAUUUCAAAAUGACUGAAAAUUUGCAACUGAUGAAAUUCUACCCUUUGACUUCUGAUAUGGUGAGACACUUGCUCUCUGAUUCAAGUAUUGGUACAGAAAUGAUACUUCCUUUCAAACUAACAAAUCAAGAAAUAGAGGCUGUUCAUUUCGAUAGAACCUCCUUCAUUCUUGGGAGAUCAGGAACCGGAAAAACAACAGUUCUAAUUCGAAAGUUAUUUCACAAAGAGCAGUUAUAUCAUUUGACUUCAGAAGGUUUUCAUGUACUUGAUUCUUGUACUACAAAUGAAAAAAUUAAAGAAGAUGAUGAAAGUGUUAAAGAAGGUGAGGAGACUUUUUUGCGCCAGAUUUUUGUGACAGUCAAUCCUAUACUGUGUGGUGCUGUAAAAGAGCAUGUUGAAGGCUUGAAAAGAUUUGCUUGUGGUGGGAAAUCAGCUGAAAAUUCAGUCUCAGAUUCAGAUGUUCCAGACUCUUUUAAGGGUCUCCAUCGUAGUCUUUUCCCACUUGUUAUAUCAUAUCACAAGUUUCUCAUGAUGCUAGAUGGAACACUAGGGAAUUCAUUCUUUGAUAGAUUUCCUGAAGCAACAAGAGGUGCAACAUCAUUGGCCCGGGAGAAUUUUAUCAGAAUGAAGGAAGUGAAUUUUGACAAAUUUGAACAAUCUUAUUGGCCUCAUUUUAAUAGAAAGAUCACAAAGAGCCUUCCAUCAUCAAUUGUAUUUGCAGAAAUAAUGUCUUGCAUAAAAGGUGGAUUGCAGGCUUUGAGUUGUCAUGAAGGUGUCAAAGGACUUAGGUGA